AUGGAGGAUUCAAAGAGAAUCAGUUUAUCUUUCUUUAAUUCUCCGAAGUUGUUUACGAGUUUUGCUUCGAAAGGUUUUCAUGAAAGUGAAACAACCAUGAUGAGUCCAACUUCAAUUCUCGAUAGCAAACCUUUCAAAAAGAAUCAUUUUUGGUCUGAAACAACGAAUAGUCCUAGAGCACAAGAACACCACAAACGUUGUUGUUGGGAAAAAAAACAUGAGUCAAAGGUUGUUGGUCUUGGUUUAGUUGAUGUUCUUGUUGAUGAUGAAAAGAACAGUGAAGUGAAUUCGAAGUUGGAAAACAGAACGGUUCUGUUUGGAUCUCAGUUGAAGAUUCAGAUUCCGUCUUUUUCUUCUUCGUCUGAAUCAUCAUCGUCGCCUUUAUCGAGAGGUGAUUUCGGAAUCAAGACUAUGAAUUCUCAUCUGGGUUGUUCUUCUGGAAGCUUCUCGGUCUCUCUUGUUGGAAAAUCUUCAUCUGGGUGUGGUGGUGAUUCUGUUGUUGAAAAUGAAAACUUGAAUUCUAGUAAUGGAGUUUUCAAAGGGUGUGUUUCUGCAAGUGAAAUGGAGCUUUCUGAGGAUUAUACUCGUGUGAUUUGUCAUGGCCCGAAUCCGAGAACUACUCAUAUAUUUGAUAAUUGUGUAAUUGAGAGUGGUUGUUUUGAUUUUGGAUGCUCUGUUUCUGUUAAAGAGAAUGGUUUUUAUUUUCCUCAUCCUAUUGGCUAUUAUCAGCAAUAUGAGAAUUUUCUGAGUUUCUGUUUUUACUGCAAGAAGAAUCUUGAGCAGGGUAAAGACAUCUACAUGUACAGGGGUGAGAUGGCAUUUUGCAGCCAUGAAUGCCGUAGCCAAGGGAUGUCCAUAUUGGAAGCCAAGGAUGUUUAUGAGACAUAA
Molecule: messenger RNA, 888 nt
Organism: Lathyrus sativus (Indian pea)
Lineage: Eukaryota; Viridiplantae; Streptophyta; Magnoliopsida; Fabales; Fabaceae
Source: the annotation of a GenBank genome assembly